AUGAGCCUGUUAUUCAUUAAUGAGGAGGAUGAUAUGACUCCCGAACCAUAUAAACCAUCAACAUCUACAAUCAGGGAGGAAGAAGAAGAAGUGCAAGUGAAACAAGAAUUUCCAGACGAGAAGAUGGUUGAUCCAGAUGAAGAUGAUCCAAUAGUCGAAUCGAUACCAUUACUUAUAAACACAGUACCAGAAAGGGCGAAACAGUCAUUACAUGUUUUGCAAUAUGCCGGUCGACCCAAAUCACGCCCAAAUAGAGCUGGAAAUUGCCAUGCCUCAAUAAAACCAGAAUCACAAUAUCUUCAAGUGAAAGUACCCCUUGAUACUGAAAAAUUCUUUAACGUCGACAAAAUUCAAGAAUGGGGUGAACAAAUUGUUGAACAAACCAUUCUGGGUGUGCUAGAUGGGUCUUAUGAAGUAGGAAACUAUGCUGCAAAAAUAAUAAAUGACAGCGAUGGAAGAAGAGUUGUAUUGAUUCCAGUGGAUAGUACAGUCCAAUUAAAACCUUCAUUCAAGUACAUUGACGAUUUGGAAGCCCAAAGUAUCCAACAAAGAAGACAACAAGAGAGUACUAAUGAAAAACCAGCAAAUGUCCAAAUUUUACAAUCAGCUGCUAAGCAUUCUACUCAAUCUGGAGAAUUUCUGCAUUCUUUGGGAGACUCAUUGAAACUGGUAAAGCAUUUUGAAGAAGAGGAAUGGCAAAAUCUAAUUUGGAAAAGAGGCGAUGAUGAUGUAACCAAGAGUAUAAAGUUUGGUUUAGAUCACCACACAGAUACUAAUAUUGAAUUAAAAACAAACACUUCAUAUGAUGAAUACAUAGACAUGUUAAUAAAUAACUGA
Molecule: messenger RNA, 837 nt
Organism: Candida albicans SC5314
Lineage: Eukaryota; Fungi; Ascomycota; Pichiomycetes; Serinales; Debaryomycetaceae
Product: DNA-directed RNA polymerase III subunit
Exons: 1
Coding region: 1-837 (278 amino acids)
Biological process (GO): DNA-templated transcription
Cellular component (GO): nucleus; RNA polymerase III complex
Source: RefSeq, a predicted model, not a curated record